This is a messenger RNA of Leptonychotes weddellii (Weddell seal), 1749 nucleotides long. The record is from RefSeq and is a predicted model, not a curated record. Lineage: Eukaryota; Metazoa; Chordata; Mammalia; Carnivora; Phocidae.
AUGGCCAUCUUCUUGUUUCCGCAGAGUGACUUGUUGGAUGUCAAUCAGAUCAUCAAGGACUUGGCCUCCAUGGUGUCAGAGCAAGGGGAUGCCAUCGGGUCCGGCAGCAGCAACACGUCCCGGCAGAGCUCCAGCCCAGAGCCAGCCGUGGCGGCCCUGCUGCCCGGGCUGGGCUGUGCGCCCCUGCGGCGGGGCCUCCACUCCCGCACCAAGACGCGCAAGCCCAACUUCAGCCCCCAGGAGACGGAGGUGCUGGUGCAGAGGGUGGCACGCCACCACCCGCUGCUGUUCGGGGCGCUGCGGGGCACGCCCUCCCGGAAACACCGCGUGUGGAGCAAGAUCCUGCAGGCGGUGAACGCGCUGGGCUACUGCCGGAGGGACCUGGGCGACCUCAAGCACAAGUGGAGGGACCUGCGAGGGGCGGUGCGCAAGAAACUGGCGGAGCGCCCGCGGGCCCCUGGCCUCAUCCUUACCCCUGUCGAGCGCAUGGUGGCCGAGACCUUCUCAGCCCCAGCCCCCCUAGGCGAGGGCCAGGCCGCCGAGCCCCUGCCAACGGACGAGGAGGAUGAGACCCCCAGCUGCCUCUGGCUACCCCUGCGGACCCUGGAAGGGCCGAGCCUGCCUGAACCUGACCCCUUGGACCUACGAGGAACUAUCCCUGCGCCUACCUCCUCGCCCUCCCCACCGGCCUCCCCAGCCUCCCCAGCCUCGGUGCCUCCUGCGGCUGCGUUCCCAGGGGCUCUUGGGCCCUCCCCACCCUCCACUGCACCACCCCCACCCCCUGGGAGGCCCGCGGGGGAGGCCUCCGAGUUUGAGCAGCGGUUGCUGGACUCCCAUCGGCGACAGGGUGCCCUGCUCUCCCACUGGUCCCAGCAGCAGAGCGCACUGAUGGCCCAGCAGAACCUGCUGCUGCAGAGGCUGGUGGAGCAGAGCCAGCGGCUGGCCGACGGCGUGGAGGCCCUCAACCGGACCCUCGAGAAGCUGGUGGAGGCCUGCCCAGGGCGGGGAUCCUCGCCCCCUGUUGUGGAUGGCACCCCUUCUGGCGGAGCGGCCUGUGGGCCCACCAGAGGCUCCCAGAGCAGCCCCCAGGGCCCCCACCCGGGCCUGGAGGUCUUCUCAGGGAUGAUCCUGAAGGUGGAGGAGGAGGUCUAGGGUCUGGCCCCCAGAGGACUGCACACAGCAGGGACUCCAGCCCUUCUGGGAGGUGGGCUGGGCGAUAGCCGGGCAGAGUUGGGGCCUCGACGGAGCCAUCGAGGACAAAGGACACCCUCAUAGGCAUUGUCUGUGGGGCUCAGUGACAUGCAGGGAAAGGCUCUGGGGCCGGUCUGUGGGUCCUGGGCAGAAGUUACUCAGGGACGUUGUGGCUGGAGGAGGCGGACGGGCGCUGGCUGAGCCCAGCCUCCGCUCCCCAUUCCAUGCUCUCACCGGCUGCACUGAGUGCCUUGGAGGCCAGCGCCGGCACCUCCCUGUGGCUGCACGCCUGGGGUGCCCCCCGGAAGCCACCUCCUCCUGCUCCUCCUGGAUGUGUGGGGUCUGCGGGCUGGGCUCCGGCACUUUCCUUGAUUCUGCCAAGGGCACCACGUCUCGUGGGCCUGUAGUCAUUUCUCCCAGUUUAGAUCUGUGGUGUGAGAGACACAUGGACGCGUAUGUGUGACUUGGUACUGUAUGGGGGGAUGCCAUUUUGUACCUCCUGAUUUUCUUGCAAAAAAAAUAUUUUUCUUAUAUAAGCAUAAAAUAAUGAAAAAGUCA